This is a messenger RNA of Schizophyllum commune H4-8, 2080 nucleotides long. RefSeq lists its product as uncharacterized. Bases 47 to 1801 code for a protein of 584 amino acids. The record is from RefSeq and is a predicted model, not a curated record. Lineage: Eukaryota; Fungi; Basidiomycota; Agaricomycetes; Agaricales; Schizophyllaceae. The transcript has 2 exons.
UCUGACGCUUUCCUCAGGCUGAGCCAGCAUCUACCCCGUGAACGCAAUGCCUCACCGCUGCCUCGGUAUCCCAGAAGUCCUCCUGAUUGUUGCGCAGGAGCUUCGCGCGCAAUCGCUACCGUCUGUCCUCAAUCUUGCGCUCACGAAUUCUGCGAUAUGCGAGCCAUGUCUGGACGUGCUUUGGGAGGAGCAGACGACGCUCAUACCGUUCCUGAGGCUCUUUCCGGAAUAUGAACUGCUGGUUCAGCCGGAUAGAUUCCCCGGUGUAACGUCAAAGCCUGAGGAAAUACAUGAGGUGCACCUGACAGGACCACCCUCUCGUGAUUCCUGGCUCAAAGCGCAGAGGUACGCCCGUCGCGUGCGCUCUAUGACGUUCGAGAAGUAUGAUGGCGGCACAUAUGGCCGAUAUCAGCAAAGACCCAGCGGCAACAACAGGGCGGAGGAGGUCGAGAACGAGGAUCAGGAACAGGCAGAGGAACAGGCAGAGGAAGACGACGAAAGCGACGCGGACGAGCCUAUAGUCCUGCGAGAGGCGGUUGAUAUAGACCAGCAGAGCCUCAAACUUCUCUUGCAGUGCGCCGAAGGGGAGCCUCUGUUCCCGUACCUGCGCAUCCUCAACUGCACUGAGCCAUCAUCUAUGGAGCCCAGCUUCUUCCUCGACCUGCCGAACCUUUUCGUCCCCAGUCUUCGCGAGCUGCUUCUCGCACUGGGCCAGAACGACGUGGACGAGGAUGUGGCGAUGAUCAGGGCCCUUCCGGCAGCCUGCCCUGAUCUCACCAUGCUCCUCAUAAAUUGUGGCGGACCGUUGAGCGAAGAGACGUCGGAGGCACUGCGCGAGGCAAUCCUGCAGUGGGGGUCUUUGAACGCCGUCCGCCUGCCGGACACGCGCGCGUCUACCCUCGCCCAUCUCGGCCAAUGUGAGGCAUUCGAGAGUGUAGACUUGGCCGUGCGCGAACACAUCCUACUGGAUGGAAACCCCGAGCCCGUCGCGUUCGGAGCGACCGUGGACUGGUUCGCCAUAGAAGCCCACAAUCCCACCUUCGUUGAGAGAGCAUUGAGGAUGAUCUCAGGCGCUCGACUCAAGGCGAAGGCCUUCGACGUGCUAUUCGACGACGACGCAGAGGCAGGCGGAUACGAUGUCCGGCUGCGCAACCUCGCCCUCCUCGCAACGAUGCUGGAGCCCAGCAUGGUCCAGCAGGUUCUAUACUACCAAGACACGGACAUCGACCCGACAUGGGGCCCGCUGCCCUCGUCCUCCCUCGUUCAGUUCACGUCCUACCCGAACCUCACGCACCUCGGGCUCGACUGCUGGAUCGACUACACGGACGAGGACCUCGCGACCGUGGCCAAGGGGCUCCCCCUCCUCGAGCUCUUCGUCCUCGACGUGCACGCCCAGGAGCGCGAGGAUCUCGAGCGACAAGAUCGCGCGACGCUUGCGGGUCUCAUCCCCUUCUCGCACUACUGCCGCAAGCUCGAGCGUCUCUGCCUGCGCCUCGACGCGACACACAUCCCAGAAAUCCCAGACACGCCGGAGGCCACCGCGUCGAUCAAGCAUGCGGUGCGCACGCACUUCGCGGACUCCGAAGUCGAGGAUCCUGCCGCCGUCGCGGCCUUUCUCGCGCGUAUCUUCCCGGCUGGGUGCACCAUCGCGCGCUACCCGCCCAGUCACGGCAUCUAUUCCUCGUAUGUGGACACUUUUGACGAUGAUGAGGCAUGGGAUAAGGAGCGGGUGGGGAACUGGCCCAUCGGGCUGUGGUCAGAGGUGUAUGACGAGCUGAUUGAGCUGCAAGAGUCAACGUAAGGUGCACUACCCCGUUGACGUCUAUUCAAAUAAGCUCGCUAUUCUAAUUUAUAUUCCUUUACACUUGCUACUUACCUAGUGUUAGCGCGCUAUUGGUCGUGGGACCAAGCUUUAAGGCCUCGCGACUCGACUGACUCAUUAGCAGACAAAUUCUCUCGCCUAAUCAUUCUUUACUUACUUUAACGUCUCUACAGGCGACUAUACCUCUUACAGUAGCACCGUCCGUUAAUUCUUGCGAUGCAUUGCGAUCAGGAGGAUGACAUCCGUAAAUUGCCACCU